GAGUUGCCUCCGUCGGCCGACCGUGAGGUUGCAGCUGCAGUUGGUGCCGUCACGGCUCGCUGAUUGGCUGCUCGCUCAGUUCCUCCUGAGGAAAUCACUCCUUUUAUAGUUAACGGAGCGCCGCGCGGCUGUUUUCCGGGUUCACACUCGCGCAGCAUGUAGAGGAGGCGGACCGCCGGGAGACACCUGGACCACCGCGGACACACCGGAGCCCGGACGCACGGCAUCGAUCAGCUAUCAGUGAAGCAUGGGGAACCUGAUCAAGGUAUUAACCAGAGACAUCGACAACAACGGUGGAAACUUCUUCCUGGACUUUGAGAACGCUCAGCCCUCACAGUCGGAGACGGACGUGUGGGAGAAGGUGAACCAGGUCCUGACGGAGGCUCAGGUCAUCCUGGAGGACCUGCAGUCGUACAGAGGGGCAGGAGAGGAGAUACGACAGGCAAUCCAGAAUCCCAGUGUGGAGGGCGUGCAGGAGAAGGCCUGGUCUGCUGUCGUUCCUCUGGUCAUAAAACUCAAAACCUUCUACGAGUUCUCUCAGAAGCUCGAGACCAGCCUGCAGUGUCUGCUGGACGUCCUCACCAGCUCCAGCUCCACUCCCACUCAGCACCUGGAGCAGAAGCAGGCUCUGGCCCGGCAGUUCGCCCACAUCCUGCACUUCACGCUGCGCUUCGAUGAGCUCAAGAUGACCAACCCCGCCAUCCAGAAUGACUUCAGCUACUACCGCCGCACCAUCAGUCGCAUGCGAAUCAACAACCUGUCUUCUGAAGCAGGCAGUGAAGUCAACAACGAGCUGGCCAAUCGGAUGUCUCUGUUUUACGCCAGCGCCACGCCGAUGCUGAAGACGCUAAGCGACGCCACGUCGAAGUUUGUCUCAGAUCAUCCAGAGGUGCCGAUCGAAAACACGACAGACUGCCUGAGCACGAUGGCCAGCGUGUGUAAAGUGAUGCUGGACACACCGGAGUACCGCAGUCGUUUCGCGAGUGAGGAGACCGUGUUAUUCUGCCUCCGUGUGAUGGUCGGCGUCAUCAUCCUGUACGACCACGUUCACCCAGCUGGAGCCUUCGUUAAGACCUCCAAUAUAGACAUGAAAGGGUGCAUCCGAGUGCUGAAGGAGCAGCCGCCCAGCAGCGUGGAGGGUUUACUGAACGCUCUCAGGUACACGACCAAACAUCUGAACGAUGAGACUACCUCCAAGCAGAUCAAAAACAUGCUGCAGCAAAAUUAACCCGACGUGAAACUGGAAGGCUGCAGGGAGGUCGAAGUGUUUGGUCCAAAUUUCAAAAGAACUACUGAACAAACCUUUAUCUAAUAUUUCUGUGAUUAUUGUUUUUUAAACUGUCAUUUUGAAAAAAAAGCUGUUUUUGUUGUUAAGAAAUUUUUUUUUAAAAAAAGGGAAAAAAAAGGACAUAAACCAAGAACAAUUGGUUAAAUAUAAACUCGAGUCGCAUUCACGUCGUGGGAGCUUUACAGGCCACCUGGUGGACAUUAGCAGUAGUACAGCUGACCUAAUGUCUUAAAUCUCUUUUUCUGGUUGUUGCAAAUUUACAGAAAGUCCCACAUGCAGAAAACAUAUCAGCGCCCUCUGGUGGAGGUGUUUGUUCCAGCCCAGCCUAAAAGCAUCCUGAUGAUGAUGUCACAUCCACACCUCUGUCAUUAGCAAAGUUUACAAAGAGGCUAGGAAAGUAAGAAAAGCCAGUGAACAGGCCCCGGAGUGUCACUCUGGGCCUUUUAGACUUCAUGUUGUAACUGCAAGAAACAGAAGUAAACAGGAAACUUCACCAGUGGCGAUGAUGAUGAUGGACAGCGGCCCAUGUGGGUAAAAUCUCAGACGCAUGGAAAACCUGGAGGUCUGCCUGCAGCUGAUUGGGUCUCAUUUAUACAAUAGAGGGUGUGAAAAAGUCAACCACAUGACUAAAAACCCCAAACAUGGAGAGCGAGCGCUCAGCAGGUCGUCUGUAAUGCUCAGUGACGUGAAUGCGGCUCGGUCGGCCUUUAAAGCAGCACAGAUCAGUCAGUGUCCAUCUGUUUAAGUGUUUUGGUGGUUUAAUCACCACUUCGGCCUCUUUUCCAUCACAAGAACGUUGUUUUUUUGUUUUUUUUUUAAGAACCCAAGAAAGUUUUUAUCUGAUCGAACUCCUCGGCUGUCGUUCCUACCUCAAAGAAAAAAACCCUCUGUGGUUAUUUUGAGGAUCUGUUUUCUCCACCAGUCCUCUCACACCAGCGGAACAAGACCCAAACAUUAUGGAAACCAUCUGAAACACGACAUCACUGCCAGUCAGCUGUAGUCGAACGAAACCUUCGCACUCCUGGAGAGGCAGAUUUUUAUUGUCCUCUUCUGAGGAUGUUUUUUCCCCCUCACAUUUAUAAAAUGAGCAUUAGUAUGUUUUCAGGGUCUUGAACCGCUGCUGUUGCUGUUUCCAGAUCUUUAUCAAACAAAACCAACAGGCAGGAAAACCAACCCGUCACCACGGCCGUGGGUCGAGUCCUGCUCUGCAGAACUCACACUUUUGUUUUUUAACUUUAAUGAACUGUAGUUUGUUGAUGUCAGCAGUCAGCUGUACAAAACGUCACAGCCAAACAUUACAGAAGAGUUUCAUCGAGCUGAGCUUAGAUGUUUCAGUCUGAUGGUAAAUCUGAGGCCUUUUCAGUGUUCUCGUUUUCUUGUGUUAUGACUGUGCUGACUUGUUCUAAUUAUUUGAUGGUACGUUGAAGUUUCUUUGGUGGAAAAGCUUUAUUCCUCAUUUGGUCCCCUGGUUUAACCAAACAAACCGUUUCAAAUAGUUCUCCAUGGUUUCAUGUAUGUUCUUUACACUCAGCUCGAUUUAUCUUUCUUUUGUUAAGCUUAGACUGAAAAGUUGUUGAGGUUUGAAAUCCUCUAACACCGAAGAGUUUAACUGUCGGGGGGAGGGGAGGGGCUGAGAGCGGGUAUCAGCCAACCAAAGAACCACUGUGAUGAUGAUGAUGAGGAGGAGGAGGAUGAGGUACGAGGGAAACCGAGGAGGACUUUACUUUGGGGCGGCUGACUGGAAACUUUGAGCUUCUUGUUUUGCUUUGUACGUUAGCGCUGCCGUUUCAGGGACUGUGUGGCAUUAAGUGUUUGAAAUGAUGUCUGUGUUGGCAAAAUAAACUUUUUACAUUUUUAAGAA
Messenger RNA from Oreochromis niloticus (Nile tilapia), 3149 nucleotides. Its product is annotated as protein FAM49B. The coding region runs from base 248 to 1228 and encodes 326 amino acids. Gene Ontology annotation, molecular function: small GTPase binding. Lineage: Eukaryota; Metazoa; Chordata; Actinopteri; Cichliformes; Cichlidae. The transcript is spliced from 11 exons. Gene Ontology annotation, biological process: regulation of actin filament polymerization. The record is from RefSeq and is a predicted model, not a curated record.